AACUAAACGUUUUCCUCACCUACCUGAACAGGCUUCCUCUCUCUCCGACUAAGCCGUGAACACCUGCUGCACCCCGCCCUCUGAGCUUCUGUCACUGUCGUUGGGCCGGGACUGGUUAGCCACAUUGCCAUCAGAGGCGUGCCAAUCACGGCUGCCUGGGAGGGAGGUUACAGCUUAGGAGCCAGGCACGGGAACGGUGGAGCUUACAGCACUAGGUCAUCGGACGGCCAUAUUGUGCUCAAAAGUACAGAAGAAGCUCCUGGGAUCACUUGUGGGUGCCGGACGGAGUGUGCAUCAGGACUGAAGUAUUUGACCAGCUAGGACACAUACAGAGAAAUAAAGAACUGCCUUCCAUUUUCGGAUACCAAAGUACUGCGCUUUGGGAGUGAUAUUAACUUCGGCGAGACAUUAGACGAACCAAACAUGCCUAAACCGCUCAAUGUUCGUGUUACUACAAUGGAUGCAGAGCUGGAAUUUGCCAUACAGCCAAGUACCACAGGCAAACAGCUCUUUGAUCAGGUGGUUAAAACAACUGGCAUACGUGAAGUGUGGUAUUUUGGACUUCAGUAUACAGACUCUAAAAAUUGCACAACAUGGCUGAAACUUGACAAAAAGGUGUCUGCUCAAGAGGUCAGGAAAGAAAAUCCAAUGCAGUUCAAGUUUCGUGCCAAAUUUUUUCCAGAAGAUGUAGCUGAAGAAUUGAUUCAAGACUCAACCCAUAAGUUGGUUUACUUGCAAGUAAAGGAUGGUAUUUUGAGUGAUGAGAUCUAUUGCCCACCUGAAACCGCUGUACUUUUAGCUUCUUAUGCUGUACAGUCCAAGUUUGGAGAUUAUAACAAAGAUUUAAAUAAACCUGGCUAUUUAUCUGCAGAACGCCUCCUACCUCAGCGUGUUCUGGAUCAGCACAGGCUUACCAGAGAACAGUGGGAAGAACGUAUUCAAGUCUGGCACGAGGAACACUGUGGAAUGCUUAGAGAAGAUGCUAUGCUUGAGUAUCUGAAGAUUGCACAGGACUUGGAAAUGUAUGGUGUCAACUACUUUGAGAUAAAGAAUAAGAAAGGGACAGAUUUAUGGCUUGGUGUUGAUGCCCUGGGUCUGAAUAUUUAUGGAAAAGAGGACAAAAUGACUCCAAAGAUUGGCUUCCCAUGGAGUGAAAUCAGAAAUAUCUCAUUUAAUGACAAAAAGUUUGUCAUCAAGCCUAUCGACAAGAAAGCACCAGAUUUUGUGUUUUAUGCUACCCGACUAAGAAUUAACAAAAGGAUUUUACAGCUCUGUAUGGGAAAUCAUGAGCUAUAUAUGCGUCGCAGGAAACCUGACAGUAUUGAGGUACAGCAGAUGAAAGCACAGGCUCGAGAAGAGAAACACCAAAAGCAAAUGGAGAGAGCUCAACUGGAAAAUGAAAAGAAGAGGAGAGAAGCCAUUGAAAAAGAAAAAGAGGCUGUGGAAAGGGAGAAGCGUGAUCUGAUGCUGAGGCUACAUCAGUUUGAAGAGAAAACUAAGCAAGCAGAGCAAGAGCUAGCAGAGCAGAUCCGAAGAGCAGCAGAACUAGAUGAAGAAAGGAGAAGAGCUCACCAGGAAGCAGAGCGUCUGGAGGCUGAACGUCAAGCUGCUCUUAGGGCAAAAGAAGAGGUAGAAAGGCAGGCUUUGGACCAGAUGAAGAGUCAGGAGCAAUUGGCUGCAGAACUUGCAGAGUACACAGCAAAGAUAACCCUUCUAGAAGAAGCCAAGAGGCGUAAAGAGGAAGAGGUGGAUGAAUGGCAGUACCAGGCUAGAGCUGCUCAAGAUGAUCUGAUCAGAACAAAAGAGGAACUUCAUACACUAAUGACUGCACCUCCCCCACCACCACCACCACCUCCUAUGUCAAGUAGUCCUUAUGACUUUCGAAAUGACCUUCGAAAUGACCUUGUGCAUGAAAAUGGAGGGGAAGAUUAUGUUAGCUUUGAAUUUCCUUCUGAGGAGAUCAUUGAUAGUCGCCACGAAGAGGAACGUAUCGCCGAGAUAAUUAAGAAUGAGCGUGUACAGGAGCAGCUUAAGGCUUUGACAUCAGAGCUGUCCCAUGCCCGAGAUGAGAGCAAGAAAACUCACAAUGACAUGGUACAUACUGAGAAUGUCCGAGCAGGACGUGAUAAGUACAAGACUCUGAGACAGAUCAGACAAGGCAACACAAAGCAGAGAAUUGAUGAGUUUGAGGCUAUGUAAACCUAUGGUAGCUGAUGUGGAGCCAGAUGUGGUUCACAUGAAUUACAGUAUGUUAAGAGCAGACCAUCUUGUCACCUUUCUCAGAUGUCACUGUCUAGUACUACCUCUAUAAGUCCACAGUCUUAGAAGAUGUCCCUGUAGCCUUUUAAAGUUAGUUAUUUUAAGAAUUUGAGUUUCAGCCUCUUUCUCUGACUUUCCUGUAGCCUAUAAAAUUUUAUGGCACCACCAGGGGCAUUUGAUAAGUUUGAAUGUGCCAAAAGAAAGUUAUUUUAUUCUGCAGCUGCUGUUUUUGCAUAUGUUUUAGGAUUCAAUUUAACUGUUUGGGAAAAUGUGCACUACUACAGUAGUCAAGAAAACAUGUACAUCACGUAAUGGGAUGGAGCUGUACACCAUAUACUAAAACACAAGUACAUAAGAAAAUGUUAUCUCUAGUAAGUUCUGUAUUUUCUUAAAAGCAAGUUUUUAUAUAUUUGCGACAGUUAACCUUUGUGGCAAUGUUUUAUGUUGCUUCUUCUUUAAAAUAUAGUAUGGAUCUGUUUUGCAGUCUUUCUACACAGUGAUCACAAAGAGAAGAUGAUAGAAAGUUAUUGGAUUAUUGUAUUGAUAAUUGUGCACUUCUUAUAGUAUCAGUUAAUGAAUGGGCUAGUAGUAUAUAUUUAUGUAGAGUUGUAGAUGCAUCUAAAAUGGGAAAUUAUGCUAUGUAUAUUUUUGCUACGUAUAAAAUAUUGAGAAAAAAAUGUGUAACCGUUUCAACCAGAUAUAUAUAGAGAAAGAGAGAGAAAUAUUAAUAUAGCACUGUACACAGUAGCUUUGCCAAGGUCUUUGUAAAGUUUUUAUUAUUUUUUCUAGAAGUAAAAUGCAUUCAAAAUCAGCUGUACAAAUUCAUUGAGGACCAUGUUUUUCUAAUUAAUUUUCUAAUUAUUUUUACAUUUACAAGCAUUUCAUUGCUUUAAUGCUAUUGCAGACUCCAAGCAUGAAGGGAAUUCUUUAAAAAAAAAGUAUAUCUCCCCUCUGCUCUCCAGGAAGGAGAGGUGCUGUUGGCUUCUUUGUCUCUGCUGGCUGUCCUUCUUAAGCAACAUCCAGAAGUUCAUUAAGGAACAAUGCUUCUUUAUUACAUACUUCUGUGAUAUUUUGUGCUGUAAGUGUUUAUAAGGUGAAAUGUAUUAAUAAAUUCUGCUGAAUAUC
This is a messenger RNA of Protopterus annectens (West African lungfish), 3384 nucleotides long. It is a transcript of the gene EZR, whose product is annotated as ezrin. Gene Ontology annotation, molecular function: cell adhesion molecule binding; actin binding. Gene Ontology annotation, biological process: regulation of organelle assembly; positive regulation of protein localization to early endosome; regulation of cell shape. The transcript has 14 exons. Bases 424 to 2199 code for a protein of 591 amino acids. NCBI's taxonomy places the organism in Eukaryota, Metazoa, Chordata, Ceratodontiformes, Protopteridae. The record is from RefSeq and is a predicted model, not a curated record. Gene Ontology annotation, cellular component: cytoskeleton; apical part of cell; filopodium.